Molecule: messenger RNA, 1752 nt
Organism: Leguminivora glycinivorella
Lineage: Eukaryota; Metazoa; Arthropoda; Insecta; Lepidoptera; Tortricidae
Product: synaptic vesicle 2-related protein
Exons: 14
Coding region: 228-1715 (495 amino acids)
Biological process (GO): transmembrane transport
Cellular component (GO): membrane
Molecular function (GO): transmembrane transporter activity
Source: RefSeq, a predicted model, not a curated record
AGUUGGUGAAUAAACUCGAAAGUUUAUUUCAAUUUUAACUAUCAGUAAUAUUUCAAAAUGUAAUAAAUUGAGAGUUAAUUCCGAAAAUGAUACAUUUCGAGUAAUAAUAUUACGUAUACUGUACGAUUUGUAGCUGCGUAGCUGUAGAAUAAAACAACCGCUCUUUCUCCCGUUAUUCCAAAGUGUCCACGUAGAUUUUAACUGUUUGUGUUUAUUGAAUGUGAAAGAUGCGUCGUGCUAAAGGGUAUCAGGAUUUGGAUGACAAUGCGGUGGGGCCGCGGCCCGGCCCGCUGCCAAUGCCUGCGCCCCAGGAAAUCGAAAUGGCAUCGGUGACGGUUGUCCCCGACGAUACAUUUACUGUGACACAGGCUGUGAACGCUCUGGGCUUCGGCUGGUUCCAAGUCAAGCUGUCUCUGUGCACUGGUUUAUGCUGGAUGGCGGACUCAAUGGAGAUGACCAUCCUGAGCAUACUCUCGCCCGCCCUGCACUGCGAAUGGAAUAUUAGCAAAUACCAACAAGCCUUGACAACCACAGUGGUGUUCCUAGGCAUGAUGCUGAGUUCUACAUUCUGGGGAAACAUCAGCGACCGCUACGGACGAAAGACGGCUCUCAGUAUGUGCGGGGUUCUGCUGUUCUACUACGGACUGUUGAGUUCUAUAGCCCCAAACUUCCUCUGGCUACUUUUCCUUAGAGGUCUUGUUGGCUUCGCCAUUGGCUGUGUCCCACAAUCUGUAACAUUGUAUGCAGAGUUUCUGCCUACGAAACAGAGGGCUAAAUGCGUCGUCCUACUUGAUUGUUUCUGGGCGCUGGGAGCGUGCUUGGAGGUGGCCCUAGCACUGGUUGUGAUGCCGACGCUGGGCUUUCAUUGGUUACUGGCCCUCUCUACUAUCCCACUACUGAUAUUCGCCCUCAUAUGCCCGUGGCUGCCAGAAUCUGCGAGGUUUCAUGUCGCCAGCGGUCAACCUGAUAGAGCACUCUCCACUCUGGAGCAGAUAGCGGCAGACAACGGACGACCGAUGUUGUUGGGGCGCCUGGUGUGCGACGAUUCCGUGGGCAUCGGACAACGUGGGCGGCUCAAACAUCUGCUCAUACCGCAUUUAAGGACAACUAGCUUACUUCUCUGGUUCAUUUGGAUGUCAUGCGCUUUCUGUUACUACGGCCUCGUUCUAAUGACGACGGAGCUCUUCGAAACGGAACCUGGCGGCUCUUUAGAACCCUGCGCUGCCGACUGCAAGCCUCUACAGACCACUGACUACAUGGAUCUGCUGUGGACCACACUUGCUGAGUUCCCAGGUAUCUUCGCCACCAUAUUCAUAAUCGAGAAGUUUGGCCGGAAGAAGACCAUGGCCUCCCAAUUCAUCAUAUUCUCCGUCUGCGUCUGCAUGCUGAUGUAUAAUGAGAACCGCGUAUUCCUGACUUGUAUUCUGUUUUUGGCGCGUGGCAUCAUCGCUGGGCUGUUUCAGGCCGCGUACGUUUACACCCCAGAGGUGUACCCCACGGCGCUGCGUUCGACGGCCGUGGGCGCUUGCAGCGGCGUGGCACGACUUGGCGCUAUGAUCACGCCCUACGUGGCACAGGUGCUCUUAAAGAACUCUAUAGCUAUAGCGACAGGUGUAUACGCAGCGGCUGCCAUACUGGCCGCAGCAGCCUGCCUACUUCUACCCAUCGAGACCAAAGGCCGGGAAAUGCGUGAAUCCGUCACCGCUACUACUUAAGGUACUUACGGCUACUAGACUUAUCAAUCAACUGGAG